AUGGAUGUAAAAUAUUUAAACUGCUCGUUAUAAUAUUUAGUAGAUGAAAUAAAUUUCUACUAGACACUGGGGAUUUGAAUUCUUUAGUUAUGUUUAUAAAAGUAUGAACAUACUUGCAAUUUGCAACUAUAAAAUUUGGAAUUGUUAUGUAGCUAUGGAAUAUAACGAAAUAAAUCUGAUUAAAAGUAUUAUAAAACCACAUGAUUAAGUCCAUGCUUAAAUCCAAUAUUUUAUUAUAAAAUACUCCGUAUAAAAAUAUAUUCUAUGUUCAUAAAACAAAAAAUGAAUCAAUUUAUUUAUCAUUUAUUUAUUAUAAAUUAUCGAAUUGAUUGUCCUUUAAUUUAACUUUUAUACAACAUUUUUGCCAUUAGAAUAAGCAUGAUACUAUACUAUAUUUCUCCAUGUCCUAUGUUUUCAUUAGACAUUUUUACAGUGGCUCAAUUACGCUGAGAAAGUUGAUGAUUAUGUUUUACAAGUGAUAUACUUACGUGGCAUAACUCUGUCGUAUAUGAUCAAUUUUCAAUAACAUCCCUUCUACAAAAGAAUAAUUAUCUAAUAAGUAUCUAACGUGUUGCAACAUUCAUUACAUACAUAGAGUAAAGUCGCCUAAUAUGGGACUCAUUUCUUAAAAACAACAUAAUUCUUGACUAGGAAUAUUUUCCUUAAGUUUUUUAAAACUAUGAUAUCUCUUCUGUUACAAUCUGUCUGAACACAGAGUAACACAGAGAAAUCAGUAUCUUCAUAUUAAAUUAAAAACGAAGAUUCGCAGGUAAGAAAAACAGGUGGCCUAAUACGAGGUUUCUGUCUUAUGAUAAGAGACUCCAAUGACAAGAGGAAACAAUGAUAUGAUUAAUUGAAUUCAAUGGUUGUUCAAUAGUCUAAAGAUUAAUUUAAAGAUUAACUCUACAAUUUUAUAAUGUUUAUUAUUGCUAUUAUUCGUAUGCAACAUUGUCGUAACGGAGAAAGUAAUUCCACUGCUAAACCGCACAAACUCAACACUUUCUUGUUGUGCAACGGAAGUUGUUGUAAUAUAUUCGAACGAUCUUGUCAAUGUUCUUUCACCGUUAUCGUGAAAACUUGAGUAAUUGAACUCGUUUUAUUUCUAAUCAGGAAGUUUCGAUAUUGUAUUACAACUCCAUUGAUCUUCUAACGAAAGAAUUAUUUUUAUGAAAAAGGUAGAAAUUUUUAUAGAUAAAUUUUAGAAAUAUAUAGAAAUAUUUAGAAAGAUAAUUCUAUAUAACUCUACAACUCUAACUAUAACUCUAAAAUUUAUAGAAAUAUUUAGAUAGAUAAAUUACUCUCUUGCCAAAUUACUCAGAAGUAGAGUGUUCUACUUUGACAGUAGACUUCUAAACUUUGUAAAUCUCUUAUUUGUGUUGUUCGAAUCUUUCAACAACCACGUCAUGGGGCAAUAAAACUAGAACUAAACUAGUUUUUCCUAGAAAUUCUUCUUUACACAAUUUCAAACUUCAUGUUCGUGUUCGUGUUCAUGUCCAAUUUAGAAGUAACUGAUUAUUGUAAUUCUGUAUGUAUAGGGGAAAAAAGUGAAGUAUCUAAUUUCCAUAAUCUAGUAGCGGUUGUUAUGCUGAUAAAACUUUCAGCUUACUUAUUAACUUAUUUUCAUGGUCGGGGUUAUUCAACAGGAUUAUGUAUAAUAGCCAUUGAAAAUUGCUUUGAAAGAUUAAAGGGGAUGUAAAACAAUAUUUUUAUUUUCAUCAUUCAUGAUGUAAUAAACAGUAUUAAAUAAUAAUAACAUACAUAACAAUAAUAAAUAAUAACAUAGCAAUAAAUAACACCAAAGCAUUUUUAAUAAUCAAUUAUUUUAAGUGUUCCGGCGUUGCCGGAGUUACAGAUAUAAAUGGUACCUUGGUUUGACGUAAUUUGUGUAUUGGCGACUGCUUCACACUUCGUACUGAAAGAGAAAAUUAAAUUUUAAUGUAUAACAUUCUAUAAUUUGUAUAUAAAAAUUAGUUUGUUUAUAAUCUUAUGUAUAAUUCAAGAUUUUUACGUUAAAGUUAUAUUAAAUUUUAUAUUAAAAUUUUUAUUAGUAAAGAUUUAUGUUAGACUGUUCACCCUUAUUCUUCUUUUCCAUGUCCAUAAAGAUUUUUCUUAGAUAAGUUACAGGCUUUAUAGGAGAUGCAAUAAUAUUAGGUGAUAUAGAACUUCUUUCAUAAAAAUUUGUUCUAUCAAAAAAGCCCAUUCUCUGUGGGGUUUUCGACUUCUUAUUAUUUUUCUUGUUAUUAUUAUCUUGGUCUUCCUUUUCUAUAAAAAAUAUAAUUAUGAGAUAGAUAUAACAUAUUAUAAUUAUAUACAUAAACUAUAAAUAUAAUAUUAUGUAAUACUAAUAAUACUAACCUUCGGUAUCGUUUUCUGACAUAGAUAAACUGCGUCGUUUUGCAGUUUUCUUACCUAUUCUAUUAUUAUUUUUCAAUUUCUUCAUUUCAGUCUUUAAGCUAGGAAAAACCGUGUCUGGACAAACAGGUUCUUCGUAUUUUGUACUUGUAGAAUUAGCUUCAUUUUUAACCAAAUUAAUACGAUUUGUAGAUUCUACGAUAAUAGUUUCAUUUCUAAAUUGGAAACUUAUAUCAACAUUCGGAGAUUCAUUUGCUCAUACUCUAGUCCUUCACCCUUCGACGCUCGAUUAUUUACUGAAGAAAAGAAGAAACGCGAAUGCUAUACAAUUUCGACGCGAAAGACGUUACAUGCUAGUUCUAGACUGUUAUUUACCAACAAAUUUUAAAAUACAUUUUCGUCUUACAUCUGCUGGUAAAUCUUCUUCCGGGCAAUUGGCCGUAAUCAAAAUUAACAUAUGCACCGAUCGAUCUAAGCCAUGCAUCAAGGAAAUAAAAACGACGCGUGCCGCUUCAUCUACCAGAUCCCACCAUGCUAAGAUGUCAGGAAUCAUAACAUGGCAACGGGAAGUAUAACUCUCUGUCGAAUCGACCUGGUCUUCUUAGAGCUGGAUCUAUAGCAUCGAUUCUAUUCGUUGCUCCAAUUACUAUGAUCUCUGAAUUGUUCUCUAAGCCGUCCAUCAAGGCCAAGAGAGUGGAGACAAUGCUGGCGUGCACAAAGUCUUGACGGCUAGAUCUGAUUGGUGCUAAACCGUCAACUUCGUCGAAGAAAAUUAUGCAAGGCUUCGAUUGUUGCGCCUGUAAAAUCGACGUGGUUACAAUGGUUGCAAUGUUUAAAAUAGAUCGCAAUAUUUAAUACGCAAAACAAAUUAAUUGACAUGAAUUAUGCGAAUUUAAUUAAAAAUACGAAUUUGCACGAAUAUCCUGUCUAGAGAUAACUUUCCUUAAAAAGUGAUACACGAUAGGGACUAUGGAAUUAAAAAAAAAAAAAAAGA
This is a messenger RNA of Heterotrigona itama, 3346 nucleotides long. Lineage: Eukaryota; Metazoa; Arthropoda; Insecta; Hymenoptera; Apidae. The record is from the annotation of a GenBank genome assembly.